AAGUAAAUAGCUUUUUUGCUUGCAGCCAAGAUACAUUUUUCAAGGGGGAAAACAGAUUUCUGUAGCAAGGAGGGAGGUAGAGAGCGUGCGCGAGAUAUUUGAACAUACAUUGCUUCAAGAAUACAAAAAGUUACAACCCGGGGAAGCCUUCGUGUAGCUUUAGGGAAAUGAGCAGCGGCACUCCCCCGCCAAUCUGUCCUUUCCAGUCAAUGAAAGACAUAGGGUUUGAGUUCCUUCCGAAAUGGGGCUGGCUGCUUUAGCCCCUCCCACGAGCCCGAGGGUCUGUUAUAUCUCUGUUCCUUGAAUACCUCUCUCACUGAGACGACCACAGCAAGCAGAGGCUGAAAAAAAAGCAAAGAGGAAGAAAACAAAAGCUGCCAAUUAUGGAAGAUAGAAAGGAUUCUGAACUGAAGAGAUUUUGUUCCAGAAAUCUACUGGUCAUCCUUGGCUUCUCCUUUAUCCUGGCUGUGGUUGCUUUGCUUGCUGUGGGGUUGACCCAGAAUAAAUCAUUGCCAGAAAAUCUUAAGUAUGGGAUUGUACUGGAUGCGGGCUCUUCUCACACGAGUUUAUACAUCUAUACGUGGCCAGCAGAAAAGGAGAAUGACACAGGGGUGGUGCAUCAGAUAGAAGAAUGCAAGGUAAAAGGUCCUGGAAUCUCAAAAUAUGCUCAAAAAGUAAAUGACAUAGACCUUUAUCUGGCUGCAUGCAUGGGAAGAGCCAGGGAAGUGGUUCCACAGUCCCAGCACCAAGAGACACCUGUUUACCUGGGAGCCACGGCAGGCAUGCGGUUGCUCAGGAUAGAAAACGAACCAUUGGCAAACAGGGUCCUGAAUACGGUGGUGAAGAGCCUUAGCAGGUACCCCUUUGACUUCCAGGGUGCCAGAAUCAUCACUGGCCAAGAAGAAGGCGCCUAUGGCUGGAUUACUAUCAACUAUCUUCUGGGCAAAUUCACUCAGAAAUUGCGAUGGCUCAACCUGAUGCCAAAGGGAGACGAUACUCAGGGAACCUAUGGAGCUUUAGACCUUGGGGGAGCCUCUACACAAAUCACUUUUGUGCCCCAAAACAAGAGCAUUGAGUCUCCAGACAAUGCUCUGCACUUUCGCCUGUAUGGCAAGGACUACAGUAUAUACACACACAGCUUCUUGUGCUAUGGGAAGGAUCAAGCACUCAUGCAGAAACUGGCCAAGGACAUUCAGGGUACAAAUGGAACCCUCAGGGACCCAUGUUUUCAUCCUGGAUAUGAGAAGGUAAUGAACAUAAGUGACCUUUACAAGAGCCCCUGUACCAAGAGAUUUGAGACAACUCUUCCGUUUCAUCAGUUUCAAAUCCAGGGCACUGGAAACUAUCAACAAUGCCAACAAAGCAUCCUUCAACUCUUCAACACUAGUUACUGUCCUUACUCUCGAUGUUCCUUUGAUGGGGUUUUCUUGCCACCACUUGAAGGGGAUUUUGGGGCAUUUUCAGCUUUUUACUAUGUGAUGGAGUUUUUAAACUUUACAUCGGGGGAAACUCCCUCCCAGGAAAAGGUGAUGGACAAGAUGAAGGAGUUCUGCUCUCUGCGCUGGGAAGAGCUGAAGACAAAUUUUGGUGCAGUGAAGGAGAAGUACCUGAGUGAAUAUUGCUUUUCUGGCACCUACAUCCUCUCUCUCCUUCUGAACGGCUAUCAUUUCACAGCUGAUUCCUGGAAGCAUAUUCAUUUCAUGGGCAAGAUCAGGAGCAGCGACGUCGGGUGGACUUUGGGCUACAUGCUAAACCUGACCAACAUGAUCCCAGCUGAGCAGCCGUCGUCUACACCUCUUCCCCACUCCACCUAUAUCUUCCUCAUGGUCCUCUUCUCCCUGAUCCUGGUCAUAGUGAUUGUCAUAGCCAUGUCUGUCUUUCGCAAGCCUUCGUAUUUCUGGAAAGACACAGUAUAGCAGGAGCAACUGAAAUCUGCUGGCUGGAGUGAGAAAAAAACUUCCAGGGAGCACGUUCCUCCACAGUGGUGUACAAGAUCAUCCUUCCUUGCUCACCAAGGCCUGUCUUGACCAGCAUGAAGCUUCCUUGGCUUUUGCUGAAGCCUCUCAUGGGAGGUAUUCGCCACCUUCUGCCUCAAGGCCUUUCUGGCAGACACUGUCUCUUUUGUGAGUCUUUCUCAACUCCCCUCUCUUUUGUACUGUGUGCUUGUGUAGGUCUUAAAGACCUGCCACCUUUCAUGAUCUUUGCUUUAUAAAAGAACAAGAGUGACUUUGUCCAGAAGAACUGAGAGUCCUGAGUCCUGUGCUGGAAGUUGCGCUGGCUAAAAGCAUCAUCUCAGGAACUGUUCUGUUUGUAUUCUUACAGACCCUUUCUCUCUCCUGUUUCCUAUUAUUAAGAAAGCCAUACAAUGCCUUUGGAGAGGGCAGACACACAUCCAAUUCCCAGCCUGCCCUUUGUAUGAGAGAAUUUUCUAGACUAGGCAAAUAUGUGCUAGGGCCAAAGAGUCUUGCAAGGGAAUUUAUGUGCUUGUGCAGUUAAUAUAAUACUUAAGCCAAUCCAAAACAGGGAUGUGGAUGAGUGACAUAUUCCUUGGUGAUAUCAACAUGCUACAGAGUGGAACACCCAGACCAGAGAAAAGCUGAUGUACAUACAGGCAUUCAGAUAUCAGGGCAUACUACAUGGUAGGUGUAUACAUGUCAGGAAGAAAAAUACAGCUACAAACAGGGUUGGGAAAAUGCAUUCUCUGAUGCAUCUAUUGGGGUUUUACUUUUAUUGUGGUAAAAUGUGUACAGCAUAAAAUUCACCAUUUUAACAUGUACAAUUUGGUGGCAUUUAGUACAUUCACAAAGUCAUGCAAUCAUCACCGCUAUCUAAUUUCAGAAUACUUUCAUCACCAAGAAAUUGGCUGGAGACAAGACCAUCCCUGGGUAGGCCUGAACCACCAGCCUUUCAGUUAAUAGCCAAACAUGCUAACCAAUUGCACCACAAGGAUGCUCACUGAGUUUUAAAGCCAUGCCAUAUGUUAUUGUCCCAGGGUUUGAUUUGGUGAGAGCUGCAUUAAUGUAGAGUGGCAUGCCUGUUCGUUGUCAUGGUGUUUACACAUCAAAAUGUGCCAGAAGCCAGAUCUUAAAGUGUUGUUGGCCACCCCUGUCACACAAGUAUGGGCUCUAUUUACUUCCUCCAUGGAAUAUUUUAUGGGAGAAGCAGCAGCUACGGAGCUCGUCACAGAAACAUUAAGAGACCCUGUGCCUUCUUCCUUUAGGGACUGUUGUUAAGAGUUGCCUGUUGAGAGGAUGCAGUGGUGAUGUGUCUGACCUUGUCCCAGGCUCUUCAUCUCUGGAUCUGGGAACUGACUGUUGAGCUGCUGCAGAGUGGAGGGGAAGGAAAACCUCUUCCACAAAAUAGCAGCCAAAUGUCCCUAUAUCUCUUGAACAAUCAAGUCAUUUUUGACAACAUCCAGGUGACUAUAAGCUGAAUAAAGCUGUGGACAGAAACUUUUUUUCUGCUACUCACAACUGAACUUGCUGUACCUCGAUUAGGAAUGAGAAGCCAAAUUAGGACACAGUUAAACUCUCUUAGUGGUAGUUGGUUCUAUCAUUAUAGCUAGUAUUUACUGAGCAUUUGUUGUAAACCAUGCUCUGCGCUCAACUGCAUUACAUUCAUUUUCUCAUUUAAUCCUCACAAUACUCAGAAGGGUAGCUACUAGCACUCCCACUUCCUAGAAACAGAAACUGAGGCUCGGAGAGGUUAAGUCCCUUGCCUAAAUGGCUUGGCUAAAGCCUGGCAUGCACUUCACCAUUAUUUUCUCUCCCAAAUAUACUAGACUGUCUCCAUAUGACUUCUAAGCACACACGUAACUCUGCGUGAAUACAGGGCUUAUGGGCAUGACCUGUUCCCUGAUGGACUUGAGAUGUAACAGUGCUUUAAGUCCACAAAGGCCGUCAUGGCAACAUCAAGAUUCUGUUCAUGUAUUUUGCAUUGUAACAUAUGUGGCAUAUGAUGCUAAUCAAUGAUUCCCAUACUCCUGGCUUCUUAAUUACACUGCUUGCUUACUGCACAGCAGUUAAGCAUCAAAUAAACAGUAGUUGAUGAUAAUGAUGAAAAUAAAAGGUCUAUUUAUUAAUAGAGCCAAUAGCAGCCCCUUUAAUCCUUAUGUCUGCAUAUACAAAAGACUGUCAUGCACAUUAUUCUGAUCCUAAAUCAAACCCCAAGGGUGUAAGUGUUAUUUCCAUACACAAACUAGUACAUGGCAGAGUGGAUACUCAAAACCCAUGUCUUCUGCUCCAAGUUUACUGCUCAUUCUUUUCUAAACACUGCCCCUCAGCAAGUUGGAAUUAGAAUUCACAAGUUUCCUUCAGUAAACACUGAAAUAUUUUCUUAUUCCAUUUCUGUCUUGUUGCCUGGGUCCAAAAAAAAAAAAACCCUUUAAGGUAUUCGGGAGCCAAACUCCACUUGUUAAAAAAUCUCAAAUCAUGGAGCCGAUCAGCAGGCACAACCUAAUCUCAUUUCUGUUGGAGGGAAAGUUAGUUUUGAGGCAGAUCUGAGAAUCUGCUUUGGGCCAGUCUGGAUGAGGAAAACCAAAUAAAAUGGAUCACUAUCAGCUAAUUUUAAUAUUGGCUUGGCCACUGGUUAUAAGUGAUUACAGUUACCUCCUGGACUUUCACCCAAACUUGGUUCUGGUGAUCACAUUCCUUUAGGUGGUGGGAAACUUUUUUUAUGAACUCAUGGGGCAAAAAUUAGAAGCUGUUACUUCUGUAGAUCAAAGAAUUAAGUUACUUAAUUAGGCUGUGUAUGUAUGUGUGUGUGUGUGUGUGUGUGUGUGACAGAGAGAGAGAGAAAUACAAAAGUUUCACCUUACCUAAUUCUUAAAUUAAUAAGAAAUAUAAAAUGCAAUAUGAAUAAAAGUUUUUAAAAAGUAUACUUCAUUUUGAUUUGUAUCGAUCAAGAUCUCUAUAAGAAAAACAUGGCACAAGCAUACUGGAUAACAAGGGGGGUUUUAAUAAAGUGACUAUAUCCAAAAUAUUAUCAUUUCAACACAUAAUAUAAAAAUAUUAAUGAGAUAUUUGUUUUUCCAUAUUAAGUUUUUGAAAUCUAUUGCGUGUAUUACAUUUACAGCACAUCUUAAUCAGGACUAGCUACAUUUCAAGUGCUCAACAGCUGUGUGUGACAAGUGGCCACCCUAUUGGACAACACAUGUCUAAAAAUACAUUCAAAGCUAAAAAGAGAUCGGCAAUAAUCCUUUAUCUUUCUCUUAAGGAGGGGAUUUCCUUUUAACAGAGAUACUAAAACGUUCUUGACAGUAUUUAUUAUAUAUGAAGUUUAACAUUAUUUUUAAACAAGCUUUUAAGAGCCAAGCUCAGAAUUUCACUUUAUUCUUCAGGUUUUGUUGCCUUUUUUGUGAAGGCAGAGAUCCCUGUUAU
Molecule: messenger RNA, 5378 nt
Organism: Equus quagga
Lineage: Eukaryota; Metazoa; Chordata; Mammalia; Perissodactyla; Equidae
Gene: ENTPD1
Product: ectonucleoside triphosphate diphosphohydrolase 1
Exons: 10
Coding region: 384-1916 (510 amino acids)
Biological process (GO): nucleoside diphosphate catabolic process
Cellular component (GO): plasma membrane
Molecular function (GO): UDP phosphatase activity; GDP phosphatase activity
Source: RefSeq, a predicted model, not a curated record